Echinops telfairi (small Madagascar hedgehog) is the source of this 1259-nucleotide messenger RNA. RefSeq names its product nuclear distribution C, dynein complex regulator (gene NUDC). The transcript is spliced from 9 exons. Lineage: Eukaryota; Metazoa; Chordata; Mammalia; Afrosoricida; Tenrecidae. Gene Ontology annotation, biological process: protein folding. Gene Ontology annotation, cellular component: cytoplasm. The record is from RefSeq and is a predicted model, not a curated record. Bases 85 to 1092 code for a protein of 335 amino acids.
GGGCCUGAGGCGGCCUGAAGGAGCCGGGGGCGUCGGGCGCGAGUGCGGUCCGCGGGUUCCCGAGCGUGGCGAGCGGCCGGCGCGAUGGGCGGGGAGCAGGAGGAGGAGAGGUUCGACGGCAUGCUGCUGGCCAUGGCGCAGCAGCACGAGGGGGGCGUGCAGGAGCUUGUGAACACCUUCUUUAGCUUUCUUCGCCGCAAAACUGACUUUUUCAUUGGAGGAGAAGAGGGGAUGGCAGAGAAGCUCAUCACUCAGACCUUCAGUCACCACAACCAGCUGGCACAGACGUCUCGGCGGGAGAAACGAGCCCGGCAAGAGACCGAGCGGCGGGAGAAGGCUGAGCGUGCUGCCCGCCUGGCCAAGGAAGCCAAGUCCGAAGUCUCUGGGCCCCAGAUCAAGGAGCUGACUGAGGAGGAGGCCGAGAGGCUGCAGCUGGAGAUCGACCAGAAAAAGGACACGGAGAGUUGUGAGAAGCAGCCCAAGAACGGCAUCCUGGACCCACCUGAGAAGCAGGAGGCCGAGGAGGCGGAUGAAGAGGAUGUAGAGGAAGAUGAGAAAGACAAAGGAAAACUGAAGCCCAACCUGGGCAACGGGGCAGACCUGUCCAAUUACCGCUGGACCCAGACCCUGUCAGAGCUGGAUCUGGUGGUACCCUUCCGUGUGAACUUCCGGCUGAAGGGAAAGGAUGUGGUGGUGGAUGUGCAGCGGCGGCACCUCCGGGUGGGGCUGAAGGGGCAGGCCCCAAUCAUUGAUGGGGAACUCUACAACGAGGUGAAGGUGGAGGAGAGCUCCUGGCUCAUUGAGGAUGGCAAGGUGGUGACGGUGCAUCUGGAGAAGAUCAACAAAAUGGAGUGGUGGAGCCGCUUGGUGUCCAGUGACCCCGAGAUCAAUACCAAAAAGAUCAAUCCUGAGAACUCCAAGCUGUCAGACCUGGACAGUGAGACCCGCAGCAUGGUGGAGAAGAUGAUGUACGACCAGAGGCAGAAGUCCAUGGGGCUGCCCACCUCUGAGGAGCAGAAGAAACAGGAGAUCCUGAAGAAGUUCAUGGAUCAGCAUCCAGAGAUGGAUUUUUCCAAAGCCAAAUUCAACUAGCCUCCUUUUCCUCCCGGAACUCUGAGGGCUCAGCUCUCGGCUGCAUUUGUCACCUAACCCUGGGGCUCUGGGGCCCCUGGGCUUUGGCAGGCACGGGACUGGGUCCCUGGGGGUCCUGUUCUCUCCAGUUAACCUACUGUUACACAUUAAAGCUAUUUCCCCAGCUC